Neohortaea acidophila is the source of this 685-nucleotide messenger RNA. Its product is annotated as dynein light chain, cytoplasmic. Gene Ontology annotation, cellular component: cytoplasmic dynein complex. Gene Ontology annotation, biological process: cilium assembly; microtubule-based process. Bases 211 to 507 code for a protein of 98 amino acids. The transcript has 7 exons. Gene Ontology annotation, molecular function: dynein intermediate chain binding; dynein light intermediate chain binding. The record is from RefSeq and is a predicted model, not a curated record. Lineage: Eukaryota; Fungi; Ascomycota; Dothideomycetes; Mycosphaerellales; Teratosphaeriaceae.
GUUUCGCUACCGAAAAUCUGGAGGAAGGUGGGGCGAGACCAGUCUUGGCAGCGUGAGAACGACUUCCUGCCACGCGACUGCACGUUGACUACUUUGCUGUCGCAUUCAACCACAACCCCUCCUCACGACACCUCGCUGCUCGGCUUUGGAGGAUUUCAACUAGUACAACUGCUCACUCUUUCUAUUCAGCCCAUUCAGCCCCGUUUCAAGAUGGCGGAGAAGCAAGAAGGUGACGAGGUGAAGAAGCGCGAGGCGCAGGUCAAGUCGGUGGACAUGAGCGAGGACAUGCAGCAGGAAGCGAUUGAAGUUGCACAGGAAGCCAUGGAGAAGUUCAACAUCGAGAAAGACAUUGCGCACCACAUCAAGCGCACGUUUGACGAGCGCAAAGGCGCAACAUGGCACUGCAUUGUAGGCAGGAACUUUGGCAGCUUCGUCACGCACGAGACCAAACACUUCAUCUACUUUUACCUGGAGCACGUGGCCAUCCUCCUCUUCAAGACGCAGUGAUCAUUUGGCAAAGUCGUUCACACUGGCCACUCGGUUCGAAGUCGCAAGGCAUGCGCCGGGAAGGCCGCUGGAUAGAUAGUAGCCACAGAGCGCGGAAGGAGCGUUAAUCAAGGACAGUUCAGUUUCCCAAUUGUAUUCUGUGUAAAACAUUGCGCCGACCCUCUUCGCUCGCGUUGAU